Messenger RNA from Ceratina calcarata, 5690 nucleotides. RefSeq names its product pyroglutamylated RFamide peptide receptor. The record is from RefSeq and is a predicted model, not a curated record. Gene Ontology annotation, molecular function: neuropeptide Y receptor activity. Gene Ontology annotation, biological process: G protein-coupled receptor signaling pathway. Bases 404 to 1642 code for a protein of 412 amino acids. The transcript is spliced from 11 exons. Gene Ontology annotation, cellular component: plasma membrane. Lineage: Eukaryota; Metazoa; Arthropoda; Insecta; Hymenoptera; Apidae.
AGUUUAUACAUGCCUCUCUGCGAGCGAAGGUCGUAGCGGAGCUAUCAUCGAGUAUACAACUAUUUUUCGUGUUCCCGAAUUAAUAACUUUUCCGGAGAGUGUGUGGUUGCUAAUUGUGAGAUCAGACAACUAAUACAGCAUGGUUACCAGUGAUUCUGUUGCGUGUAUCUUCGUCACAUCGAAGUCUACAUCGAGGACCGGCAUUGUUCGCGGCAUUUAAGGAAUCUUCGUUUGAGGAAGAAAUCGAGGAAAAUUGAUUGGUUGUGGUGGCAAAUGGUGCCAAUUACGGUGGUUAGGAGUGUUUGACAAAGAGUGUUCACGAGAUGAGAAAGGUGCUGGUGGUCGGUGCUGGUCGAGUGGCCAUGGUCUCUAAACUGUCGUUGCUUAGAAGGUAAUCGCAGCCAUGUCGAACAAGACUAAUGCGACGGACGAGUUCCUCGACUACGACAUCAACGAGUCGUUCAGCCGCUUCGACUGGGCGGAACUGGCACCGGUGCUCGUCGUCUAUUCCCUCACGUUCUGCCUUGGAUUAAUCGGAAACGUCGUCAUUAUCGGUUCGACUCUGUGCCCGAGAUUGAGACCCUUACCGGCGACACCGACGAACGUAUUCCUCGGUGGCUUGGCAACGGCUGAUCUUUUGCUCAUACUCUUCUGCAUUCCCGUCAAGGUGGCCAAGCUAUUCUCGUACACGUGGACUAUGGGCCUGUUCCUAUGCAAGUCGGUGCAUUAUAUGCAGAGCGUCUCGGCUAUUUGCUCGGUCGUCACGUUAACCGCAAUGUCGAUCGAAAGGUAUUAUGCGAUAGUUCAUCCAAUGAAGGCGCAAUAUACAUGCACAAUAAGCCAGGCCCGCAAAAUAGUGAUCAUAACUUGGGUCGCGUCAUUCCUCCUCGGUAUCCCAAUGAUUUUCACCCAGACCCACAAAGAGGUCGGAUUGAGGAUAAUUGCUUACUGGUGUGUACGCGACUCAGACGCUGGACUUUUAUGGCGUGCGCAUGAAGUUUACAUGUUGGUCCUGGUCCUGGUUCUACCUCUCACUAUAAUGAUCUUCUGUUAUACGGCCAUUUGCUGGGAGAUUUGGCGAGUGAUGAAGCGCCGAUUCCACAUGACGUCGCGACGCACCUUGAAUCCACCUAUCGUCAAUACGGAAUCGAUACCCAUGACGCAGAGACAGGGCGCGCGGAACUGUAGACGUGCUCGAGAGGAUGGGCAAACCGAGGAGGAGUCUCGAACCAUGAGACAGGUAGUGAAAAUGCUCGUAGCAGUGGUGGUGUUGUUCGUUAUUUGCUGGGGUCCAAUUCUGAUGGACAACAUGCUCACAGCCUACGGUUUUCUGCCACGCGUCAAGAUUGGCACGGUGAAACACCUUAAUACCGCCUUUCAACUGAUGGCUUAUUUUAACAGCUGCAUAAAUCCGAUCGUUUACGGAUUUAUGUCGAAGCACUUCAGGGAGAGCUUUCUGGCGGCUGCCUGCGGCGGGUGGUGGAUCUGCUGCCCGAGGAGGGGCUACGGCGCCCCGGUGAAGAGGCACCCGAGCCUCAGCCAGACCAGGACGACUAGUGUCAGAUUGUUAUGGAUUAAUAUGUAUGAUGCCCUGCGGCAAAAAGUUAAUACUUCUUCUCCUACCGCUUUGUCGCGUGUGUGACUUUCGAUGGCACGAAAAUGACAUGACGGGUUUCUCUGGUCGCCAGGCUGAAUUCUGAAUCUGAAAACGCGAACGGUCUGUACCUUUUCUCAACCAAAUUUCGCUUCUUCUACCCUUUAGCUGCUCCCGGGCCAAUUGUAACUCUUUAAUUUCAUGUUUUUUCAUGUCGUAAACAGCGUCGAAUAUUUAUUUCCAUUUUUACAAAGAGGAACAUGCACUUUAAAAAUAUUACGUAAUCUGAUAGUCUGUGUGAAAGAAUAUUGAAUUGCAAAUUUUUAACGAAGUGGAAAAUGUAUAUGAAUUUUAAACCGGGAAGUCUUUUUCGUUCGAAAUCAAUUUAGCAUCGAACGAAUCUGUGGUCGGAUUUAAUGUAAUUAAUUACUGGAAGCGAGAAGAGCAGCUGUUCUUGUAAUAACAUCGAGUCGAGCGAAGGUAAAUUAGACUUAACGUCUUAAAGUGAUUACCGCAGCUAAAGGGUUGAAUCCACGCGUCGAUCAUAAAGGUAAAGGGAUUGGGCUCUGGACAAGAAAAAUAAAGGAAGAAACGCUGGUUAUCUUUAUUUCAUCUUAACGUUCGACUAAUCAGACCACUGGUUCCUAUCGCCAAAGAAUACAAAGAGCUUUGCCAUCAUGCUUUCGGUUACUGCUUUCGGAAAGCUUAUAAAAGUCUGGCGUGAUCAGGAUGCUCGUCGUUUAAAAACAUCCCAAUACCUAUUCACUUCUAGAAAUCAGAAUUCAUCAUUAAGAAACGAGAUGGCAAUAGAAUUAGUUAUAAUCAAAUAGAAAAAUGUUUACAAUGUCUGCAUAAUAUUUUUUCAAUUAAAUAUACAAUAAUUCUUUAAUAUAAUUAUGUAACUGUUCAGAGUUAGAAAAGAAUCUAUUCUAAUCAGUGAAUAAUUAAUUCAAUUAUUAAUUAUUAAUAAUUCAUUAUUUGAGUCACUUAAUGCAUUUAAUUGUACUACGUUGACUGAGCUUCUAAUUGAAUUCAUUUAGAAUUUAUUCACGUAAUAACGAAAUGGCAAUAAUUAUGAAAAUUACUGCUUCCAUAUUUGGUAUUAUUUUAUUAUUUAUCAGUAGAAACUGUUUUUAACGCUGGUGCUGAUAAAGUGUCUCAUUUUAGCAGCGCGUGCGAAUCGUAAAAAGACUUUAUGCCCCGUUUUUACGUGUCCGGGUUUUACGAAUUCGAAUGAAUUACAUGAAUCGAUUUUUCAAAGAAGUCGUCUGCGCCAGUACACUAUGUAUCUAUGUAUGUACGCGGGGCAAGUAAGUACUGUUCUGCUCUCGGUGGACCUCGAUCUCGGCUUUCAGCUGUAACGCUGUUGAACUUGCGUCUGCCUUAUCGAAUUUAAUAAAUAUUCCCACACCGACUCGCUCCCGUUUCCUAUAAAAUUUAUCCUUGAGUAUUUUUCUUCGGACGUUCCGUGUAUGAAAUUUUCUCUCCCUCGUAAGACAGACGAACGGUGACUCAAAUACGAAACAAGACAAAGCGAUUACUUAACGGCUUUUCACAUUUUUCGGUCAGCGUGUAAUUUUUUUGUUUGUUUUGAACACGCUGUUCAGGUGGAUACAGAACUCUGUUCGCGAGUCGAGGUCCCGAAACUCGGCCGAGUUGUCGCCCGCGACACGACCGUGAAACGCAAAUGAUAUUUGGCAGAAUAGUCCGCAGCAUCCGAUAACUCGCAUUAGUACGAUGAUACUCCUGGCUAGGAGCGCAUAAUUUUUCCUGGAUGGACUUGAUUUUUUUGCUGUGCCCGGCCCACGUUGAGGUAGCUUUUUCACAGGUAAAAAAAAGAGCAACACAAACCCCCGGGGGAGAAGAGAAGCCGAGAAAAAUACUCCCUCGCGGUUUUCCCAGACGAAGACAUGGAAGACUAAAUAGAGUGCUUAAGUUGGUUUUUUAUCUCUGAAGACUCGCGUGCGUAGAAACUCUCGUGAAUACACUCGCGAAAAUUGCUACAUUGCUCAAGCCAUGGGAGAGGCGGAGCUGAAAGAGGGACGCGUCUCUGAAACCAAAAUCGAGGUAUGAGAUCCUCGGUAUAAAUCGGACAUCUUCCUUUGGAAGGAUUUACUCUUCCCUCCUUAAAGAAACAGUGCGUUCGCGGACGACGAAAAUCGUGAAUCGAUAGGGUAUAAAAUAAUAGUAAAAUAUUUGCUCUGCGUAUCUUGGUUGUUAAGUCAAAUUUUAGCUCUCGUAUCGAGCCGCGAAAGGGUGUACAUGUUUCUUUAGGGGACAGGGUUGUUUGCGUUGGGUGCGGUGUAAAUUUUGUUUGAAAAUACCGGGCAUAGUGCGAAAAGCCUCGACCAGUUUAUUGAUCUAUUUCGGUUUGUUUGCCCUGGCUUAAACCUCUCUAUUAGGAAUAUAUUAAAUAAAGAAAUCAUUUAAGGAUGUAUACAUACAUAUAAUAUGUGAGGAGGCGAGGUCGCAGGGUAAUCUCUUUACAAUCGAAGAAAUCGUUCCUAGUUACUCGAUAUUUCCCAUUUUCACUGGAUGUAACUAAUUGUCAAGCUUUGUAAUCUAGCUUAUUUUAUCUAUCCACUUGUACAUACAUAAGUCUGCACACGAUUCUCAUUGAUGACCAGCGAAUAGUGGCUCACAGUCUGAUUUACAUACAAUCAUUGUAAUUUUUAAUAUACAUAUAAUAUUUAGUUAUAGCCAAACGGUGGUUUUUCAUAUUGUUUAUUUAUUUCUUUAUAAAAUGAGAAACAGUGUCACGUAAUACUAUAAUAAAUCAUAUAAUUCAAUAAUGUUUUAAAUCACAUAAAUAUGAAACUGUGUGAACAAAUCUGUGACUCAUUAUACACAUGAAGUAUGUACUGGAAUUAUAUAAAAAAGGAUUCACUCAUUUCGCUCGUGUUCUCUGAUUGAUAAUUGUAAUAAACUCGAGUUAGGAGUAAUAAUUGAAACGAAAAUCGGCGUUGAUUUUCAACCAAUGGGAAAAAGAAUCGCUAAUCAACCGUUGAAAGGAAACUGUACGCAGUCACACCUGCGUACUACAGAUAAUUCACGGUUGACCUGUAGAUUAUACUAUAAAAAAUUUGAAUUAUAGUUGUUCUCGUGCGGUAGGGUAAUAAAUUAUCAAGCCUACUUCUCUGCGAUUAUUGUAUAACGAAUCUCGCUUCAGUUUGUUAGAAUAUUUUUACUGUAAAAUAUAUAUAUUCGUGGAGCUUGACGUUGUUAAAUUCUGAAAUAAGUCUCCUACGCUCGAUUAUCGACGUUAACGUAGAAUAUUACAGAUAUAUCUGUAUGUAGUUAUUUAUUUAUUUAUAUUUAUGAAGAAGAGUAUAUGAGACAUUGGUAACAGAUUGCAUUAAAAGGUAGCAAUAAGUUAAAGAAAAAGAUACAACAUUAUUUCUAAUUCAAUAAAAAAUUGAUGACAUAUAAAUGAUAGGGACAAUUGUUUCAUCACGUUCCUGCCUGUUUUUCACAUUUGUCUAUCUGAAAUUGAUUUCCAGAUAACAAAAUUAUACAAGUUGUUUGCGACGAAAUCUGUUAAUUUAAUAUAAGAAUAAUGGAUCGUUCAGUAGAUCAGGAUAUUUUCUUGCGCCACCUCUGAAUGUGACUCAAUUACAAUAGUUAUCUAAUUAAUGUAGGCGUAUGAUGAAACGCUGAGCUUAAUGACGUGCUUGUCGAUCGACGAGCUUCUCGUUCGCAUUAAUUAUGAAUUCUCCGGAUCCGUGUGCACCGCCGUAUAAAUGCGAUCAGGUAUGCACGUGUGUCUCUACGCGCAUUGCUGCCGUGAGCUGCCGGUAAUUAUUCGACGCACAGUACGUCGCGGGAAUAAAUUCGUAGAUAGAGAUACCUUCGAUGUAUUCGCGAUUCACUGGUGUGGUUGUCAAGCUAUCAUAUUUUUUUUUUAGAACGAGGUAUUGAAUUAUGAAGUAGUGAACUUUGUUUGAGAAACGUGACGAGUAUGCAUUUUGGCCGACGUUUAUUUGUAAGUAUGGGUGUUCUGAGGAACCGUGUCGACGAUGUGAAAUUGUAUUUUUUUUUACGUCCGCCAUGUAAAUAUUGAAAUAAAUGUUGGACAGUGAAUUUCUCGGAGAACGAA